This is a messenger RNA of Aspergillus calidoustus, 831 nucleotides long. NCBI's taxonomy places the organism in Eukaryota, Fungi, Ascomycota, Eurotiomycetes, Eurotiales, Aspergillaceae. The record is from the annotation of a GenBank genome assembly.
AUGUCCGACUCCCCCAACAUCCAGUCCCAAAAGCUAUCCUACAAGUUUCCGGAUGGGUCUUCUGGUCUCACAGAUGUAAAUUUGGAGCUACCAGCAGGGAGUCGGACAUUGCUCAUUGGCGCCAACGGAGCCGGCAAAACCACCCUCCUCCGUUUACUCUCGGGAAAGCGUCUUGCGCCUAGCAACACAAUCUCCAUUGCAGGCAAGGACCCUUUCAAGGAAGGCCUUGAAGGUGUCACCUACCUCGGUGUCGAAUGGGUACUCAACAGCAUCGUCCGGACCGACAUUGAUGUGCCAACACUCCUCGCUUCCGUCGGCGGCAAUGCGUACCCUGAACGACGCGACGAGCUCGUCAAAAUCCUCGAUAUUGAUCUUCGAUGGCGCAUGCAUGCCGUGUCGGAUGGAGAGCGCCGCCGCGUCCAGCUAGCCAUGGGUCUUCUCCGCCCUUGGCAGGUUCUUCUUCUCGAUGAGAUCACUGUUGAUCUCGAUCUACUGUCACGGAGCAACUUUCUCUCCUUCUUGAAGCGCGAAACAGAGACUCGUCCUUGCACAAUCGUCUAUGCAACACAUAUUUUGGACAAUUUGGCGCAUUGGCCGACUCAUUUGGUACAUAUGCACCUGGGCAAUGUGAGGCAGUGGGGUCCUAUUGAAAAGUUCAAGAACGAAGCUCCCGAAACAUCAGAGAACAGCCAGCUGGGAGAGAUUGUGCUCAAGUGGCUCAAGGAGGACUUGCAAGCUAGAGGCCCGCGAAAUGCUACCGAAGCCAAGACCUACGAGUCUGGAGGUUUGGGUGGUUACGGCUAUGAAAAGUAUGAUAAAGAGAGAGCCUAA